AUGGCAUCAUCUUCAAAUUUCCAUUUCCCCAUCCACGGGGUCUCAAACGACCGCCUCAAGCUCGUGCCUUUCAACCCAGAGCAGCAUUGCGAAACUUUCUUCCGUCUAUCCUCGCCCCAUCCAGAGAUAUACUCGCACAUGCCCAUGCUACCACCACGCUCCGCAGCGGAGCUCAAAGCUCGCUUCUAUGACAACUCACCAGGAAACAUCCUCUCAUUCGCUAAUCCUGAGUCAUUUGCCUUCGCAAUUAUUGACAAGACUCGUCCUGCUGCUGUGGAUGAUGCAGAGGGUGAAUUGGCAGGCACGGUUAGCUUCAUCCAUGCCUCAUCUGCAAAUCUUUGCGCAGAGAUUGGCUUUAUUGUAAUCCUACCGCCGUACCAGCGGACCCAUGUGGCAACGCACGCGGUUGGACUUGCUCUGCAGCUUGCUUUGAAUUCUUCGGAGCAGGGUGGACUUGGAUUGUGUAGAGUUCAUUGGUCAGCGAACUCGGAGAAUUUCGCUAGUGUUAAACUUGCUGAGAGGAUGGGAUUUGUGCAGGUUGGGAUGAUUCCUUGGCAUAUGCGAUUUGUGAACGGCAAAGUGAAUGGGAAGGUUGGAAAUGGGAAGGAGCUUCCUCCUGGAAGUGAUUCUGAUGAUUUGUGGAGGGAUACGUUGAGUUUCAGUUUGGGGUGGGACAUGUGGAGGGAUGGUGCUAGAGAGAAAAUUGAGAAAGCGAUGGCUCGAUAG
Penicillium antarcticum is the source of this 726-nucleotide messenger RNA. Its product is annotated as GNAT family N-acetyltransferase. Bases 1 to 726 code for a protein of 241 amino acids. The record is from RefSeq and is a predicted model, not a curated record. The transcript has a single exon. NCBI's taxonomy places the organism in Eukaryota, Fungi, Ascomycota, Eurotiomycetes, Eurotiales, Aspergillaceae. Gene Ontology annotation, molecular function: protein-N-terminal-alanine acetyltransferase activity; protein N-terminal-serine acetyltransferase activity.